Mesoplodon densirostris (Blainville's beaked whale) is the source of this 468-nucleotide messenger RNA. RefSeq names its product TSSK6-activating co-chaperone protein-like. Lineage: Eukaryota; Metazoa; Chordata; Mammalia; Artiodactyla; Ziphiidae. Bases 1 to 468 code for a protein of 155 amino acids. Gene Ontology annotation, molecular function: protein-folding chaperone binding. Gene Ontology annotation, cellular component: cytoplasm. The transcript has 3 exons. The record is from RefSeq and is a predicted model, not a curated record.
AUGUCGGGCUCAGAGGAGUUCAGGUUGGAGCAGCAUUCUAGUCAUCCUACUAACAGAAGAGCCAAAGAGGAAGGUGAUGCUGUGCCUCUUGGUCGAGCCAAACCCUCCCCCAGCUUUAUUAAACUUCAAGCAAGUUCCCCACCAGCCACUUUCCUGAAAAUCCUGGCAACAAAGCUGCCCUCAGGAAGUGAGCACAAGCCCAAGGAAUGUCUAGGACUCCUAGAAUGUAUGUGUGCCAGUCUCCAGCUUCAGACCCAGCUUGCCCAACAACAGAUGGCUAUUUUGGAAAAUCUACAAGCAACCAUGACACAACUGGCUCCUGAGAGAGAAAGCAAGAACUCUUCUCUCCCAGCCUUAUCUUGCAAUCUGUGGUUAAACUGCCUUCCCCGGGCUUCCCUGCCUUGCACGUCCUACCAUGGUCCCUAUCACACUCGACUGUCUACAGAUGUGUCCUCCACUGGGCUGUGA